Messenger RNA from Acaromyces ingoldii, 405 nucleotides. RefSeq lists its product as hypothetical. The record is from RefSeq and is a predicted model, not a curated record. The transcript has a single exon. Bases 129 to 371 code for a protein of 80 amino acids. NCBI's taxonomy places the organism in Eukaryota, Fungi, Basidiomycota, Exobasidiomycetes, Exobasidiales, Cryptobasidiaceae.
CCAUCACGAUCGGCAUCCGACUACGACGACGAUACCGACGUCUACUUUCUUUUCGUCCUUCUCUCGACUACUAACAAUACCACGACGCUCUCUUACUAGUACCCAUCUUCCAUCAGCCCGCCGAAGGGAUGCGCCCCACGUUCGCCUUUCUUGCUUUGCGACGGUGCAUCCCUUUCCCCGGCGCGCGGCUCCAUUCCCCUCUCCUCUCCUCACAGCUAGCCAUGUCUUUGAUCUUCUCACUACCAAUGUUCUUCGCUUUCGUUAGCAGAUCUUUACUACCCCCUCCCUCUCCUCUUCUUGCCGUCGUUUUGUUGUUCUUCUACCCCCCACUUCCUCUUUCUCUUGUCCAUUCCCUUGAGAGAGAGAAAUGAGAGAAAUCGAUAUUCCCGCAUUCAUACCACAUUC